Messenger RNA from Moneuplotes crassus, 2634 nucleotides. The record is from the annotation of a GenBank genome assembly. Lineage: Eukaryota; Ciliophora; Spirotrichea; Euplotida; Euplotidae.
AUAAAAUGGAUCUAAGAGAAGACCUUUCUAGCGCUCAGGGCUCAAAUCUGUCCUCAUCUAAGAAGAUGAGCGAGGUUUUAAGUUCUAGAUCUUCGAAGAAGAGAGCAAAGACACUUAAUAUGCAAAAAACCUUUUCAGGAGUUGACUUCCAGAGUAAUAGAACAUUGAUGAAAAACUUUUUUAAAUAAGGGGAAAAAGUUUCAUAGCAGAUUAAAUGCUCUAUCAAAUCUCAAGGAAAUGAGAGAUCAGAUCAAUUUGAUACUCCAGAAGGUGAAGAUAGAGCAAAGUGCACAAUUUUCUGAACUUAUAAAAGAGUAUUGGAACAAAGAAGAGAAAUAUGAUAAAAUGCCUACUAUUAGGGUUAGGAAAAAGAGCAAGGAGUUGGAUAGGAAGCGGAAGUUAGUUCAACCAUUGCGUAGUAAUUAUUCAAAAAAUAAUUCAUUUACUUACUAUUCAAACAACCAGCUUAAAGUGGCCUUUGAAAAUGAACAUGAAACACAUACUAUUGAUCAAAGUUCAACAUUCUACACUCCUAGAGUUAUGAACUACUCUACAAAGAAUAACUCUGGUCAUAAUGCAUACACUACUGAGCCGAAGAAUUGUGGAGAUAAUCAAGAAUUGAUGAGCUUCCAGACAAUUAAAGAUAUAAAUAUAAAACUCUUUAACUCAAAUUAUGAGACUAAGAAGACUCCAAAGAGUAAAAAGAGAGUAAUCAGGGAAUAUAACUCGAUUCAGCCAUCUUCUAAAUCAUCUGGCAAGAAGUUCAGUGAUCUCAAGAUAUACCUCAAAGCUCUAAGAGAUUGUGAAGAUCAAAUACACAGAAAUACUUACAGAAGACCAGGCAUUGGAGAGGAUUAUAAAUCAAAGAAAAUUAAAGAGAUAGUCUCUCAUAGUCUUUCUAGCUUAAAGACUUGUAAAAAGAUUGGAUCAGCUCAAAAUAUGGCAAAUCCUCAAGAAAAGAAGAAGCUUCUUACUUAUAUUCAAAGCAAUAAGCAGAAGUUGACCAAGAACCAGUUUUAUCUUAUGCACCCCAAGGUUAUUCUGGAUAGGAAACAUAAUUAUGAGUCUAAGAUGAGUGCAAAAUCGUUCCAUGAAUCGUCAAAUGCUUUUUACAACCCAAAGACCAAUUCAAUAAAAUCAGAAGAUAAGAGAAAGUUUACUAAAAUCGUAGGAAAAUUACCAGAAAAUGAAGCUACCUUUAUUAAAUUCUAUCAGAUGAAGAAAGAUCUGAUUCCUAAAAGGCAUAGUGUGUAUUUCGUAAACCAAAAGGUUGAUCUGAAAUGGAAGCCAUCAGCCAGAGAAUGUUCUGUAAUGACCCAUAUCUUCUCUGUAAAGGAGAAGCAUAAGUUCCUUGUUUAUGCUGGACUCAGUAAUGAAGCAUUAAAUGAAAUCAUCGAAAUCAGCUUUGAUGAUCAAACUGGAGCUACUGAAUACACGAAAAUGAAAGAAGAUGUGAUUAUUAAGCAAAAAGACAACAAAUUUGGAAGAUAUGGCCACACCGAAGUUGCAUUUGACCUAAUGAGCCCAAUCACAGGUGAAAUAGAGAAGGUCAUUGUCUACUAUGGAGGGGGAGAAAUGUUUAAUAAAGUCACUAAAAUGAGAGAAUGAGUCAACCAAAUGAUCAAAUUUACACCUUCAAAGAAUGAAUUUAAAACUGUAGUUCAGUCUGGCAUUGUUCAUACACCCAGAAGAUAUCACGCAGCUUGAGUUUUUGGAAAAUACAUGUUUGUUCAUGGAGGAGUUAAUAAUUUUGGAAGGAAUCUUAGUGAUGUCCAAUGUUUUGAUGUUGUAUCAGACUCUUGGGUCCAAUCUGAAGUAGUACCUGAAAGCUUAAACAAGUACAGUGCUAAUGGAGUCGUAUGUCUGGAAGACCCUAGAGACGACUGGGGUCCAGGAGGUCUUUAUUACCACAAAUGAGCUCCUGUAUUUUACCCUGAAAGGAAAGAUUUCUGGGAUGAAAAUUUGUAUAACACCAACUUCUUUCAUAUUUACGAAGAUCCUCUUAUCAAAAUGCCUCCUUUAAAUUGGGGAGAAGUCCACCAUUACAUUGCUCAAGAAGGAAUCUAUUUCUUUGGUGGCAAAGGAGAUCUCGGAGUUUUAUCGAACGAUGUAUGGUGCCUCAAGAUCAGGCCUAAAGCUCUAAUAUCUAAAGCUAAAGCAAAGAAAGUAAACCAAAUGAUGAAGGAAGGCAAGGUGGUCGAGAGGCGUGAUGAUAGACUUGUUUAUUGCUACUUUCAAUGGGAGAAAAUCCAAACCCAAGGAAAGAAGCCAGAAGAAAGAUACGCUCAUUGCUGUCAUUACUACUCAGAAUCGAACUAUUUAGUUGUCUAUGGAGGAAGGUCUAAUGAUAAAAAUAACCCAAUACUUAAUGAUCUAUGUCUUCUCAGAAUGGAUAAUUUCUUAUGGAUUAAAGUAAAGUAUAAUUCUAAAGAAGGAGAUCCUCUCAGAGCAAGAGCUAAUUUCGCUUCUGAAAAGAUUGGAUCAAAACUAUUCAUCUUUGGAGGAAUAAAAGAAGAUUUGUUGCCUUCAAAUGAAGUUAUAAUGAUGGAGCUGGACCAAGCAAGAGGAAAUAAGUAUUUGGAAAGAGAUGAACUAGAGAAGGAAAAGUCUAAGUUAAAUUUCUUAAUCCACUAA